This is a messenger RNA of Ornithorhynchus anatinus (platypus), 1765 nucleotides long. RefSeq names its product tRNA methyltransferase 2 homolog B (gene TRMT2B). The record is from RefSeq and is a predicted model, not a curated record. Gene Ontology annotation, molecular function: tRNA (uracil(54)-C5)-methyltransferase activity, S-adenosyl methionine-dependent. Gene Ontology annotation, biological process: RNA processing. The transcript is spliced from 13 exons. Lineage: Eukaryota; Metazoa; Chordata; Mammalia; Monotremata; Ornithorhynchidae. The coding region runs from base 114 to 1559 and encodes 481 amino acids.
CCGGCCCCGGCCCCGGCCCUCCGCCUUAGAAUGAGAGGCCGCUCUGGAGCCCAAGUAAGAGAGUUCGGUUGUGUGGACCCUCUGUGGAGCCUCCGCCCUCCCUCCUCUCCGGGAUGGCAUUCUCUUCCUACCUCGUUCGGCUUGGCCACUGGGCGAGCCGCCUGGGAGCUCCACGCCAGCUGUCCCUUGGGACGGCAUCCGACGGAAAGUCCAAGAGGAAUGGAAGAGAGAGAAGCGAGAAGAGACAGUCAAGCCAAGAUCUUGGACCCCUCGAUGCUUCCUGGCAGGAAAAGCUGGCUGAUGUGGUGACCCCACUGUGGAGGCUUGACUAUCAAGAGCAGCUCAAGGUCAAGUUUGAAGCUCAGAAGAGAGUUUUACAGACUCUAGCGUCUCGCCUCCGAGCACGUGGCCUUCCUGAGCCAGGGACUGUCGCACCGGAAUCAGACGAGCUCCCCUGGCUUCUCCAUCCUAUAAUCCCCUCGCCUGUCAUCAGCGAGUACAGAAACAAGUCCACGUUCUCUGUGAACCGAGGCCCUGACGGGAACCCGAAGACUGUGGGACAGUACCUGGGAACCGGCCGAGACAGGAACAUUGUCUGUGUGCGGGCGGACCAGCUGAAAAAUAUUCCGGAAAAACACAAGCAAGUUGCUCAGUGUUACGAGGCCUUCCUCCAAAAGUCCCCGCUGGGGCCGUGCCUGCUGUUCCACCGGGGCGGGCACUGGAGAGAACUCAUAGUGCGCACCAAUGCCCGGGGGCAAGUCAUGGCCAUCAUCACCUUCCACCCCCAGCAGUUGAACCAGGAGGAGCUCUGGGCUCAGAAGGAGGCUGUCAGGGAGUUUUUCACCAAAGGGCCAGGAGCGGUCUGUGGUUUGAGCUCUCUUUAUUUCCAGGAAAGCACCAUGACCCGUUGCAGCCACCGGCAGUCUCCCUACCAGCUUCUCUCCGGGGAGCCCUACAUCCUGGAGGAGCUGUCGGGCUUGACUUUCCGCAUCUCCCCCGAGGCCUUCUUCCAGAUAAACACGCCGGGGGCGGAGCUCCUCUACCAGACCGUGGGCCGGUUGAGCGGGCUGAACCCCGCGACCGUUCUUCUUGACAUCUGCUGUGGGACAGGAGCCAUCGGCCUCUCUCUGGCCCCACGAGUGUCCCGCGUUCUCGGCGUGGAGCUGAUCGAGCAGGCGGUGGAGGACGCCAGGUGGACCGCAGCCUUCAACGGCAUCUCCAACUGUGAAUUCCACGCUGGGCCUGCGGAGAAGAUCGUGCCACAGCUACUUGUGUCGCAGAUGGAGGGUCGGUCCCUCGUGGCUGUGGUGAAUCCAGCCCGGGCUGGACUACAUCCCCGUGUUGUUCGGGCCAUCCGGAACUGCGGGCCCAUCCGGAGACUGGUUUUUGUUUCCUGCAAGCCUCACGGAGAAGCCAUGAGGAACUUCUUUGAGCUGUGCUGUCCCCCCGACGCUAGUAAGAAGCUCCUGGGAGAACCUUUCGUCCCAGAGGAGGCUGUGCCGGUGGAUCUUUUUCCCCACACCCUGCACUGCGAGCUGGUGGUUCUCUUCAGCCGCUGACCCACCGGGCUGCAGGAGCUUAAUGCCUGACGUCGGCUGUGCCGCUGCCACACCCUCUCGUCUCGUCGGCCUCAGAUGUCUUCUGUGCCACGGACCUGGCUGGCCAGGUGCCGGCGUGGGUUGCCGUUGAUCGAGUCUCUCUGUCUCUCUCGGAAAUGUUCUUCCCCUCGACUCUAUUUAUUGCCAUUGUUCUUGUCUGUCCGUCU